AUGGUCCUCGUUUCGGGCAAAAAGCUGAAGUUGGUCAAAAAGAGGGCUCGCCGUUUCACUCGUCACGAGUCGGACAGAUAUCUACGCAUUCGACCGAACUGGCGACGACCCCAUGGCAUCGACAAUCGAAUGAGACGCCGAUCCAAGGAACAAGGGAAAUGCCCAACAUCGGAACUUCGAGAUGCUCUUGAUGCAAAACCAAAAGUAUGUGCUGAAAUCGCUCACGCUGUUGGUGCUAAGAAGAGGAGAGACAUUGUCGAAAGAGCAAAACAACUAAACAUCAAAUUGACCAAUGGUAACGCACGAAUUCGGACUGAAGAAAAUGAA
This is a messenger RNA of Mesorhabditis belari, 327 nucleotides long. Lineage: Eukaryota; Metazoa; Nematoda; Chromadorea; Rhabditida; Rhabditidae. The record is from the annotation of a GenBank genome assembly.